AUGGGGGAAGUCAAUUCGACAAUGGGGCAAGCCAAGGUUGCAAAAGCCAUGUUUGAAGCUAAAUACUACAGGGGCUCAGUCUUGGAAGUUACAGACUGGGAGCCCAAGAGCAUGAAGAUCCCAAAACUCGAACAGAUUACUCUCAAGCAGAUUAAGCUAGGCUCAUUCAACGGCGCCAUCGUCUUCGUCGUGUCCACCGAUUGCUCAAGCGACGUCGAGGCCAUCUGCAAAAUCUACGACGACAUGCUCUCCCCAAGCACGCUGCGCUGCUCAACUGGCGACGGCAGAAACAGCCUUGGCCAAAGACUAAUUACCGGGGCGUACGCGUUUAAGGAGGAGAAGCCAGUAUACGAGAGACUCCGCUCUAAGCCGGAGAUUAUCCAGGGCAUCACCCCAGAAUACUACGGCCACGGAAAGAUCAAGACAGGCAGCGGCGAUGAGUGGUCUAUAAUUCUCAUCGAGCACGUCUGCGGAAAAACGCUCGACCAAGUUGACCCAGCUAAGCUCGAGCGGGAUCAGCGCCGGGUAAUUAUGCGUAAGCUGAUCGAGGCUGACAGCGACAUCAUGUACUACGGUCGUGUGGUCCAUAAAGACCUCGCGCCGCGCAACGUUAUUGUUGAGACUAGGACAGUACACAGCGGCGGGAACGAGACUGAGGAGAUCCCCGAAGACCCGCGCGUCUGCCUAAUCGACUUCGUGAACUCAGUAUUCCUCGAAAAGGCCAAGAAUGGGCGCUUGUGGAACCCGAUAUUCCGGUGGUCGUGGAAGUGGGAGGAGUGGGCCGCCGAUGAAUCCGGUGCCGGGGGGUGGCUAGAUAGGGACGAUGCCGAGAAUUGGAUGUGGGAGGAGUGGGGGAAGGGGAAACCGGAGAAGGGCUAUCGGGCGGUGGAGAAGGACGACGUAAUAAAAGUGUGUGGAUCUCUGUAG
Molecule: messenger RNA, 927 nt
Organism: Trematosphaeria pertusa
Lineage: Eukaryota; Fungi; Ascomycota; Dothideomycetes; Pleosporales; Trematosphaeriaceae
Exons: 1
Coding region: 1-927 (308 amino acids)
Biological process (GO): protein phosphorylation
Molecular function (GO): protein kinase activity; ATP binding
Source: RefSeq, a predicted model, not a curated record